UCAAUAGUUAUUCGUAUUCAUAUUCUUAAACAAAAGUGAGAAGAAUGAAAGUUGUACUUUUCGCUGCAUUAGCUGUUUGCGCUAUAAGCGUAACGCAAGGAACUCAAUUUCUAUCGCAAUGUAACGACGGAGAGGCGCAGGACGCGUGCGCGGCAAGAGUCGCAGCUCAAUUUCAAAACCAAUGUGUCCAAGUCAUCCCCGGCGAUGCGGUCUCCGUAUUGACAUGCGAUACUGCAAAUUGUGGAGAAAAUACGAAAUUGGUCGAAGGAGAUAAAACCAAACCUUAUCCCAGUUGUUGCCCAACUUGUGCUAUCGUCGACCCAAGCAAACCGGCACAAUCCACAAUAGUUGGUUAAUUUAUUCGAGUAGAAAAUUAAUCUCUUUCUUUUCAAAGGAAACGAAUCGUCAUGAUUGGAAAAUAAAUAAUUUUAAAAAAUGCA
This is a messenger RNA of Trichogramma pretiosum, 440 nucleotides long. RefSeq lists its product as uncharacterized. The transcript has 3 exons. The coding region runs from base 45 to 356 and encodes 103 amino acids. Lineage: Eukaryota; Metazoa; Arthropoda; Insecta; Hymenoptera; Trichogrammatidae. The record is from RefSeq and is a predicted model, not a curated record.